AUGGCACGCAAUGUACUCAAGCGGGCGCUGUUCGCCACCCUCGCCUGUAGCGCCAUCACGGUCCUCGCCGCGCAGCACAGCAAGCAGGAUGCUAUCCAGGUCUUGAACUCUAUCGACCAAGUCCCCGGUGUUCUGAUCACGGUGCCGCCUCAGCAGCAUCCCGCCGCUCGGGCGGCGACUGGUAAGCCUGCCAUCGGCGCCGUCUACCAGCAGCCCCUGCUUGCCAACGUGCCCGCGCCAGGACAGGCUUGGCCCUUGACCGCCAACCCACGCUCCGCCUCCGCUCUGCUCGGCGCUCUUCACCGCAAGGCUGCAGCGGCUGCUGCUGAUCCCGCCAAUCCCAGCGGCGCAAACUCGGCCGGCCUGCCCCAGGGCUACGAGAAUAUCACAGCCGAGCAUGGCCUGAAGUACUCCAUCCCUGUCUCUAUCGACAACGUAACCCUCAAUCUACUCGUCGACACUGGCAGUGCGGACCUGUGGGCUGUUGCCCAUGAUGCCCAAUGCCUCAACUCUUAUGGUUGGGACGUCAACUUUACCGACUGCCAGUUCAACUCGACCUUCCCCAAGGGCCGCACCUUCAGCUAUGGCCCCAUCACCAGGGAGCACAUGUUUGUGAAACUCCCCAACGGCGAGAUGGCGUCGGGGGCGGUGGGCUACUCGGACGUCCAAGUGGGCGGCAUUGCGGUUGUCAAGCAGCAGAUCGCACUGGCCAACCGCACAUACUGGAACGCCAACAACGACACGAGUGGCGUCAUUGGCCUAGGCUACCCGACCAUAAGCCAUUUCUACAGAGACAACGAAACUGCCUGGACUCACCGCGUCAGGUACCCGACUCUAUUUACGAGCAUGAUUGACCAAGGGCUUGUCGAGAAGCCUAUGUUUGGUAUCGCCCUGGGACGAAAUGGUACCGCUGGUGUUAUUUCAUGGGGAGGCAUGCCCGACGUCCCUGGUCUGAAAUCCGCCAGCCAGUCCACUGUUCCGGUCCUUAUUACGCAACUUGACUACGACCCUUUUACGGCUGACCACGUAUCGUUCUACACGAUCGUCCCUGAUGGCUUUAAUUACGGGACGACCAAGGAUGCCGCCAGUCACCCCUACAUCAUUGACACAGGCUCUCCCGUCAGCUACCUACCGCCUCGUCUUUCGGAAGCCAUCAACAAGGCCUUCGUGCCCACAGCCGACUACAAUUGGGAGUAUGGCCGCUACUACACCACAUGCGACGCCACAUCGCCAUCGUUCUCUGUCGUUAUCGGUGGCACCGCCUUCCUCGUCAACCCGGCCGACAUGAUGAUCCGCGACUCACCCAACGCGCACACCGGUCUUUGCGCAACCACCAUCUCGAGGGGAGGCCAAGGCCCUUACAUCUUGGGGGCUGCCUUCCUGAACAACGUCGCCGUUGGCUUCGAGGUCCAGGCCGCCGAGCUCACGUUCAUCUCGAGGCCGUUCUACUAGCUUGACGGACGAUGCAACGCCUUGCAGAGGGGCUCGUGAUAUCUCAUGGAAUAACUGCGCGUACCUGUUUUUUUGUGCGAUCUUUACUGCUUUCUCUCUUCAUUCUCGUGGGAUUUCUACUCAAGAUGAUCU
Gaeumannomyces tritici R3-111a-1 is the source of this 1584-nucleotide messenger RNA. RefSeq lists its product as hypothetical. Bases 1 to 1452 code for a protein of 483 amino acids. Gene Ontology annotation, biological process: proteolysis. Lineage: Eukaryota; Fungi; Ascomycota; Sordariomycetes; Magnaporthales; Magnaporthaceae. The transcript has 3 exons. The record is from RefSeq and is a predicted model, not a curated record. Gene Ontology annotation, cellular component: fungal-type vacuole. Gene Ontology annotation, molecular function: aspartic-type endopeptidase activity.